GGCAGCGGCGAAGGCUGCCGUGGGGAGGGAUGGAGAGGGGAGGGGGGAGCGGAGCUGAGUGGAGACAGCCGCGGCGCUGCAGAGCGGCUGGGGCGGCGGCGCGGCUCCCGGUGCUCCCCCCGGCGCGCGCCCCGAGUCGGUGAGGGCCCGGCCCGGAGGCCCCCGGAGCCAUGGGCUGCAUCGGCUCGCGGACUGUGGGAAACGAGGUGAUCGCAGUGGAUUGGAAGGGCCUCAAGGAUGUUGACCAAAUCAACAUGGACAGUACCAGCUCUCUGCAUGGAAGCAGCCUCCAUCGGCCAUCUACAGAGCAAACUCGAACUGAUUUCUCCUGGGAUGGCAUCAAUCUCUCCAUGGAGGACACCACUUCUAUUCUUCCGAAGCUUAAGCGAAACUCUAACGCCUAUGGCAUUGGAGCCCUGGCUAAAUCAUCAUUCUCAGGGAUCUCGCGCAGCAUGAAGGACCACGUGACAAAGCCCACAGCCAUGGGACAAGGUCGGGUAGCCCACAUGAUUGAGUGGCAGGGCUGGGGGAAGGCACCAGCCAUUCAGCCACAACACAGCCAUGAGGCAGUGCGCAGGGAUACCGACGCCUACUCUGACCUCAGUGAUGGCGAGAAGGAAGCCCGUUUUCUGGCAGGUGUCAUGGAACAAUUUGCUAUCUCUGAGGCCACACUUAUGGCCUGGUCUUCCAUGGAUGGCGAGGACAUGAGUGUCAACUCUACCCAGGAGCCAUUGGGCUGCAAUUACAGUGACAACUACCAGGAGUUGAUGGAGAGUCAGGAUGGCCUUGCUCAAGCCCCCAUGGAUGGCUGGCCUCACUCCUAUGUGUCCCAGGGCAUGUACUGUUUGGGGUCAUCGGAUGCCUGGGAAGCAAGCGACCAGUCCCUUAUUGCCUCUCCAGCUACAGGAUCCUAUCUUGGCCCUGCAUUUGAUGACUCACAGCCCAGCUUGCAUGACAUGGGGCCUUCCCACACUGCUUCGGCAUACUCUGCUCAGGAGCCUCCACCUUUGUUGGGGGAAGAAACUGACUGGGCUCCAGGGGUGGAUGGGGUGGACCUGGCAAGGGGCUCUGCCGAGGAGGAGAAGAGGCCAUUAGCCCCCGAGGAGGAAGAGGAUGCAGGAUGCCGGGACCUGGAGUCUCUUUCCCCACGAGAAGACCCCGAAAUGUCCACUGCUCUCAGUCGGAAGGUGUCUGAUGUCACAUCCUCAGGUGUGCAGUCCUUCGAUGAGGAGGAGGGUGAGGCCAACAACUAGCUUCUUCUCACUGCACUCCUGCCUAAGGGGCAUGGCUACAACCCAUACCCUCCCUUUCCCCAGCAGCACAGCUGAACCUGGGCAGAAGACAGCGGGGAACCUGGGAGCUUCCAGUCCUUUCCCAGAAAACAGAAGAUCAGAAUUGGGUUUCAUCCAGGCUUACACUCUGGAAACCACGGGUCUGGGAAGCCAGGUGACUAGAAGGUGGACUUGGUAUGACCAUGGGAGAAGGGUCCCUGGCCAGAGGCUUCCGGGUCUGUGCCCAUAAAGCCUGCAGAGUGUACAGUCUAAGGACCAGGGCACAGAGCAGCUGUGCUGGAGACUGGAUCUCAGUUCUUCACUCCUUGAUUUCGUCUUCCAGGAGCCUUGGCUGUACUGUAUGAAUGUCUCUUUUCCAUUUCACUCUUGCUUUUCCUGUCUCCUCUGGCUGUGACCCCCACCCACUUCUACUGCAAGAAGCAGACCUCAAGGGCUGCUAGCCAUAGGCCUAUCUGGCAUGCCUGCUGAGUAUGGCACUUCUA
Molecule: messenger RNA, 1774 nt
Organism: Ochotona curzoniae (black-lipped pika)
Lineage: Eukaryota; Metazoa; Chordata; Mammalia; Lagomorpha; Ochotonidae
Gene: FAM131B
Product: family with sequence similarity 131 member B
Exons: 7
Coding region: 171-1253 (360 amino acids)
Source: RefSeq, a predicted model, not a curated record